AUGUGUGGAAUCGCCCUGAUUGUCUCUGGAAUUCGCAUCGAUUUGUCAUCAUCCAUCCUUCUCCAAUCUCCUAAUCCUGAGCCAUUAGUGGCGGUUUCCGUUGACGAUCUUAAAGCAGCUCUGCGGAGACGAGGACCUGACAGUUUGGGUAGCAAGAAGGUUAUACUUCAGUAUAAUAAAAAUCUGAGCUCUGUUGAGGACCGAGGAUUGGUGUCUGUAGUAAUUGAGGAUGGCGAAGUAGAAAACGGCGAAUCGUUUUUGCUGAAUUUUUCCAAUAGAAAAGCUGGUAAUUACACUCAAGUAGGGAAUUCUGUUGGCGACCUGCUAUUUAUUGGCGCCGCAUUGCAGUUGAGGGGACUGAAUUCUAUAAUUCAGCCAUUUGUUGACUCAUCCGGGAAUGUACUAAUUUAUAAUGGGGAAAUAUUUGGAGGAAUUCAUGUGGAUAGUGACAUGAAUGACGGUGAAGUUCUUUUGCAAACUCUAGGCAAGUGCUGCUCUUGUGGUUCCAAUGGACAUGCAGGCGCGUGCUCUGUUGCUGGACAAGGGUGUAGUUCUGUUCCAGAUGUUCUUUCAACUAUCAAGGGGCCAUGGGCUAUUAUCUAUUGGCAGGAGAGUUCAAGAACCUUGUGGUUUGGUCGGGAUGCAUUUGGCAGGCGGAGCCUGCUUGUUCAUUGGCCUACUGUGAAGGAUUCUCGGUUUUUGCUAUCUUCUGUAUCCCCAUUUUCUUCUGUCGAUCGGAGUUCUGAUUUUGAAGUUGAAAAUGGAACCAACCACAAUUUUUGGGAGGAGCUCUCAUGUGGGAUGUACAGCUUAUCAAUGGAUGCUUCAAAGCUAGAUGGAUAUCUUGCUGGUGAAGUAAAAAAACAUGAAUGGGGUAAUGCCAUGCUGAUGGAAUUGAUUAAAUGGGAGAGAGUUUCUUUCGAUCCAAAACUUGAGGAGUUACAUGGUUCAAGCAAUGGGAUUCUAGUUGGGCAACAUCUCAUGUAUCCAGCUUCAUCGGACAUAAUGACUUUUGAAUCAGGUUAUAAUUCUACCAUGAUAUGGCCUUAUCAAACAAUGGUUUCAUUGCCUGCUCAUAAUGUGUUAGGUGCUCUAAGAAAAUCUGUGAUGCUGCGCACUUCACAACACAAAAUGGUUGAGGCUGCAAGAUGUUAUAGUAGACAAGAAGAACAUGUUCCAGUGGCAGUUUUGUUUUCUGGUGGGCUUGAUUCUAUGAUACUUGCUGCAUUGUUGGAUGAGUGUCUAGAUCCCAGCUAUGGGAUUGACUUACUUAAUGUGAGCUUUGAUGGUCAGUCUGCUCCUGAUAGAAUCUCCGCCAAGGCAGGAGUGAAGGAACUGGGAAGAAUUGCACCACUGAGAAGGUGGAAGCUUGUAGAGAUUGAUUCAGACUUGUCGAAAUUGACCUUGGAAAUGAAGCAUGUCAUGUCGCUUAUUAACCCUGCAAACACAUACAUGGACCUGAAUAUAGGAAUUGCUUUGUGGUUGGCUGCAAGUGGUGAUGGUUGGAUCUCUGAAGGAACUAGCAAUAACAGUGACGAGAAUCAACAACGCCUCAGGUACAAGUCCAAGGCCAGGAUUGUCCUAGUUGGUUCGGGUGCUGAUGAGCAGUGUGCUGGUUAUGGAAGGCAUAGAACGAAGUAUAGAUGUGGCGGUUGGCAUGGGCUUAAUGAGGAAAUGAAGUUGGAUAUGCAGAGAAUAUGGAAACGAAAUAUGGGGAGAGAUGACAGAUGUAUUGCUGAUAAUGGAAAGGAGGCUAGAUUUCCUUUCUUGGAUGAAGAUGUCAUUAGGGUGCUGCUUGACAUCCCUUUGUGGGAGGUUGCCAAGCUGGAUCAACCUAGUGGAACAGGUGAUAAGAAGAUCCUUAGAGAGGUGGCACAAAUGCUUGGUUUACAUGAGGCAGCUGUUCUCCCUAAAAGAGCAAUCCAGGUUUGGGUUACUUUGAGUUGCUUCUAUAUAAAGUCAGCUUUGCAUGCCUGA
This is a messenger RNA of Dovyalis caffra, 1977 nucleotides long. The record is from the annotation of a GenBank genome assembly. Lineage: Eukaryota; Viridiplantae; Streptophyta; Magnoliopsida; Malpighiales; Salicaceae.